Diatraea saccharalis (sugarcane borer) is the source of this 1611-nucleotide messenger RNA. The record is from the annotation of a GenBank genome assembly. Lineage: Eukaryota; Metazoa; Arthropoda; Insecta; Lepidoptera; Crambidae.
GGUUGAAAACUAAAGUUGGCAAACAAAGAAAGUCAGCGUAAUAAAGCAUUUUAUAUCGAAAAAACUUUAUUUUUAAGUGAAAGUCAGUUAGUUUAGUGUGUAUUAAGUGUCUAGUGCACGAUGUUGGAUUUGGAAAUCGUUCCUGAGCGUUCUCUAGGCUGUGAUGCCUGGGAGUUCGUACUAGGGAUGCAUUUCUCUCAAGCUGUGGCCAUAAUACAGAGUCAAGUGGGAACAAUAAGAGGAGUACAAGUGUUAUAUAGUGAUCAGAACCCGUUAUCCGUGGACCUAGUAAUAAACAUGCCCCAAGAUGGCGUCCGGUUAAUAUUCGACCCGGUCGCGCAGCGGCUCAAGAUCAUAGAAAUAUACAACAUGAAAUUAGUUAAGCUUAGAUAUUGCGGGAUGUGUUUCAAUUCGCCGGAGAUAACGCCAUCUAUUGAGCAAGUAGAGCAUUGCUUCGGCGCGACACACCCCGGCCUAUAUGACUCGCAGCGCCAUCUGUUCGCGCUUAACUUCAGGGGGCUGAGCUUCUACUUCCCUGUUGAUAGCAAAUUUGAGCCCGGCUACGCGCACGGGUUAGGAUCGUUGCAGUUCCCUAAUGGAGCAUCGCCGGUCGUCUCUAGGACAACCAUUUACUACGGAUCUCAACACCAGGUAACGGAAAUUAAGGGUAACACGGGUACAGGUUGUACGGCGCCGCUGCCGGAACUGCCGCUGACCUGCUACCGUCAGCAGCUGCACCUGCGCCGGUGCGAUGUUCUGCGAGCACCGCAAGCCACCAGGGGGGUCAGACUGCACAUGUUCACAGAGGGUACAAGUCGCGCUUUAGAGCCGGUACAGGUGUCUCUGUGCCGCGUGAUCCGCUUCGGGGACAGCUGCCAGCGGGUGGCGCGUUGCCUCGGCGCCCCCGCUCGCCUCUACUACAAGGCGGACGACAAGAUGCGCAUCCACCGGCCGACCGCGCGCCGCCGCCCCCCGCCCGCCUCCGACUACUUCUACAACUACUUUACGCUGGGCCUGGACAUAUUGUUCGACGCCAGGACGCACCAAGUGAAAAAGUUCGUCCUACACACUAACUAUCCCGGACAUUAUAACUUCAACAUGUAUCACCGCUGCGAAUUCGAGCUAGCCGUGCAGCCAGACAAAUGUGAUCCAAAUUCGCUGGUUGACAACCGUGGCGCGGUCAGUAUAACCGCGUACAGCAAAUGGGAAGUGGUCUCGAGGGCGUUACGCGUCUGCGAGCGGCCAGUGGUUCUCAACCGGGCAUCUUCUACCAACACCACCAACCCGUUCGGCUCCACCUUCUGUUAUGGGUACCAGGAUAUGAUCUUUGAGGUGAUGUCGAAUAACUAUAUAGCCUCGAUCACGCUAUACCAGCCAGAGGGCACGAAACCACACUACGCUGUAAACUCGAUCGCGUGACAUACUCAGGUAUCCCCGAGCAAAGGCACGUACGCGUCGUGAACAUUUCAGUUCUUAAAAAUUUCCACGUAAAACCUCCACUCGCGGGGCAACAUUGAGCCCGCGCCACAGAUAAAAAUACCGUGACCGCAGAUAAUGUACUACGUAUCCCUUAUUAAGCACCUAAGAGGAAACAGUAUUUAAAAAAAAAUG